Arxiozyma heterogenica is the source of this 795-nucleotide messenger RNA. RefSeq names its product Nfu1p (gene NFU1). Gene Ontology annotation, molecular function: iron ion binding; 4 iron, 4 sulfur cluster binding. The transcript has a single exon. NCBI's taxonomy places the organism in Eukaryota, Fungi, Ascomycota, Saccharomycetes, Saccharomycetales, Saccharomycetaceae. Gene Ontology annotation, cellular component: mitochondrion. Gene Ontology annotation, biological process: iron-sulfur cluster assembly. Bases 1 to 795 code for a protein of 264 amino acids. The record is from RefSeq and is a predicted model, not a curated record.
AUGCUAAAUAUAUCUUUUAAGCAUACUGACAAACUAGUACAAAGACUGUCUAAGUUAAAUUUAGUGUCUUUUAAAAGGUUACUUUCGAUACAAACACUUACUACGCCAAAUGAAAAUGCAUUAAAAUUUAUCUCUAAGGAUGGUGAAAUGUUUCAAAUUAGAGGUUCUAAGAGUAUCAUGAUUAAAAACACUGAUCAGACAUUGAUCAAUCACUCCAAGUUUGCAGAACAACUGUUUGUACAAUGUCCUGGUAUUGAAGAACUUAUGAUAGGGGAUGAUUUUGUAACAAUAAAUAAGGAUCCUAUGGUACAUUGGAAUUCUGUUAAACCUACAGUGUUAGAGAUAUUAACAAAGCAUUUAGCCUCUGGUGAAGAUGUAGUAAGUGAUGAAUUUCAGCAGGUGCAAGAACAAAAAGACGGCGGAUAUAAGAUUAAUAUACCUAAGUUUACAUAUAGUGAAGAGGAAGAGGAAAUCAGUGAAUUGAUUGAAGAACUUAUUGACACUAGAAUUAGACCUGCAAUUAUGGAAGAUGGUGGUGAUAUAGAUUACCGUGGAUGGGAUCCAAAGACUGGUGUUGUAUAUUUGAAAUUGCAAGGGGCUUGUACUUCCUGUUCAAGUAGUGAAGUCACUUUAAAGUAUGGUAUUGAGUCUAUGUUGAAACAUUAUGUGGAGGAGGUUAAGGAAGUAGUUCAAAUGAUGGAUCCUGAACAAGAAAUAUCGUUAAAAGAAUUUGAUAAAUUAGAAAAGAAAUUAUCAGCUAGUAAACCAAAUAGUAAUGGCACCGCAAAUAUUUAA